This is a messenger RNA of Molossus molossus (Pallas's mastiff bat), 2560 nucleotides long. It is a transcript of the gene AKT1, whose product is annotated as AKT serine/threonine kinase 1. Gene Ontology annotation, biological process: protein phosphorylation. Gene Ontology annotation, molecular function: ATP binding; protein serine/threonine kinase activity. The coding region runs from base 303 to 1745 and encodes 480 amino acids. The transcript is spliced from 14 exons. NCBI's taxonomy places the organism in Eukaryota, Metazoa, Chordata, Mammalia, Chiroptera, Molossidae. The record is from RefSeq and is a predicted model, not a curated record.
GGCGGCGGCGGGACGGAGCGGCAGCGGCCGGCCCAGCGCGCGCGCAGCAGGCACCGGAGGACGCGAGCCGCGGCCGCGCACGAGCACCGGGCCCGGCGCGAGGCCCGCCCGACAGCGCCCGCCGCCGGCCCGCGCCGCCCAGCCCGCCCCCGGCCCGGCCCGCGGGGAUGCGGAGCGGCGGGCGCCGGAGGCCGCGGCCCGGCUAGGCCCGCGCUCGCCCGGACGCAGCGCCCGAGGCUGUGGGCACCGCUGGGCUCGGCGAGACCCUUCCGAGAGAGGAGCGUGAGUGACACCCAGGCACCAUGAACGACGUGGCCAUCGUGAAGGAGGGCUGGCUUCACAAACGAGGGGAGUACAUCAAGACCUGGCGGCCCCGCUACUUCCUGCUCAAGAACGACGGCACCUUCAUUGGCUACAAGGAGCGGCCACAGGACCUGGAGCAGCGGGAGUCGCCCCUCAACAACUUCUCCGUGGCACAAUGCCAGCUGAUGAAGACGGAGCGGCCCCGGCCCAACACCUUCAUCAUCCGAUGCCUGCAGUGGACCACGGUCAUCGAGCGCACCUUCCACGUCGAGACGCCCGAGGAGCGGGAGGAGUGGGCGACGGCCAUCCAGACGGUGGCCGAUGGACUCAAGAGGCAGGAGGAGGAGAUGAUGGACUUCCGAUCGGGCUCGCCCAGUGACAACUCCGGGGCCGAGGAGAUGGAGGUGGCCCUGGCCAGGCCGAAGCACCGUGUGACCAUGAACGAGUUUGAAUACCUGAAGCUGCUGGGCAAAGGUACCUUCGGGAAGGUGAUCCUGGUGAAGGAGAAGGCCACAGGCCGCUACUACGCCAUGAAGAUCCUCAAGAAGGAGGUCAUCGUGGCCAAGGACGAGGUGGCACACACGCUCACAGAGAACCGUGUCCUCCAGAACUCCCGGCACCCCUUCCUGACGGCCCUGAAGUACUCCUUCCAGACGCACGACCGUCUCUGCUUCGUCAUGGAGUACGCCAAUGGCGGCGAGCUGUUCUUCCACCUGUCCCGGGAGCGGGUGUUCCCUGAGGACCGGGCCCGCUUCUAUGGCGCCGAGAUCGUGUCCGCCCUGGACUACCUGCACUCGGAGAAGAACGUGGUCUACCGCGACCUGAAGCUGGAGAACCUGAUGCUGGACAAGGACGGGCACAUCAAGAUCACGGACUUCGGGCUGUGCAAGGAGGGCAUCAAGGACGGGGCCACCAUGAAGACCUUCUGUGGGACCCCGGAGUACCUGGCCCCAGAGGUGCUGGAGGACAAUGACUACGGCCGCGCGGUGGACUGGUGGGGGCUGGGCGUCGUCAUGUACGAGAUGAUGUGCGGCCGGCUGCCCUUCUACAACCAGGACCACGAGAAGCUCUUCGAGCUCAUCCUCAUGGAGGAGAUCCGCUUCCCGCGCACGCUCAGCCCGGAAGCCAAGGCCCUGCUGUCCGGGCUGCUCAAGAAGGACCCCAAGCAGAGGCUUGGAGGGGGCUCCGAGGAUGCCAAGGAGAUCAUGCAGCACCGCUUCUUUGCCAGCAUCGUGUGGCAAGACGUGUAUGAGAAAAAGCUCAUUCCGCCCUUCAAGCCCCAGGUCACGUCGGAGACAGACACUAGGUAUUUUGAUGAGGAGUUCACAGCCCAGAUGAUCACCAUCACGCCGCCGGACCAAGAUGACAACAUGGAGUGUGGGGACAGCGAGCGGAGACCCCACUUCCCCCAGUUCUCCUACUCGGCCAGCGGCACGGCCUGAGGAGGGCCAGCCCGGCGUGCUGGCAGAUGCCAUGCGGGGGCCACACGCCUAGACGCGGCUCUGGACUGGGAGGAAGCCGCGCCGACGACCUGUGUGAAUGUGUUCUUUCUGGGUGUCUGGAGGAGCCGCACUGCUCCGAGCGCGGGAAGACGUUCAUGCUGUGGGGCAGGGCUGUCCUGCAGUUUUUCUUAAUUUAUUUCAUCCGGUCUCCAGACGCGGCCUCUGCUUUCAGACAAGUGCUGAGGACAUCUGCGGCCGCGCGCACCUGGGGGUCCAGCGGGGCCCUGCCCUCAGCCCAUCCCUCGCGUCAGCUGUCCUUGGCUGUCACCUGUCCCUGCCCAGCUUGGAGGCACCAGAAGCAACCCGGUUGUGGCGUGCUGGCCUGGCCCCCUCUCCCUCAGGUGGGGGCCAAUGGCAGCCCUGGCGCCACAGCCCUUGGACAGUGGCCCCGAGGUGGGCCGGGGCUGGCUAUGGUCCACCCAGGACAGGAGCAGGUUGAAGCUGCUGUGUGUCGUGCUGUUUGUGUGCAUUGGGGGUUCACCUUAGACAAGAAAGCCCUCCCCCCAACCCCCCCACCCUGCCCUCCCUUCGGGACUCGCCCGAUGGCUUCCCCUGUAGCACCUGUCCACCUGUCCUUCAUAGAAGCUUCACGGCCCCGCGCCCCGCCCGACGCCCUGGAGGGCGCCACCGCACCCUCGGCAGCCCCAGCCAGACACUGCGCUGCACCAUGGCGGUUUUUUACAUUCAACUUUAGUAUUUUUACUAUUAUGAGAAUUUCCCUCCAAAUUCCUCAAUAAAAAUGGCUUUUCAACUUU